AUGAACAAACUGCGAGAGACGGAAGAUAUGUUGACAAAGAAGUCCGAAUUUAUCGAAUCACAGAUACAAGACCAACUGGCACUUGCCAAAAAGCAUGGAAUGAAAAAUAAAAAACUGGCUUUGAAGGCGCUCAAGAAGAAAAGACUCUUAGAAGCACAGCAAGACAAGAUCGAUGGCACGUUGACGACCAUUGAGUUCCAAAUUGAAGCUCUUGCUAAUGCUGCCACGAAUGCGCAAAUUCUCAAUAAUAUGAAAACUGCUGCUGAAGCCUUGAAAAGGGCUCAUGGAAACAAAACAGCUGAUGAUGUUCACGAGAUCCUUGACGAACUCGAAGACGCAAACGAUUUAGCGAAUGAAAUCUCUGACGCAAUUUCCCGACCUUUAGGAUCUGCUGCAUACAUGUGCGAUGAGGACGAGUUGCUUGCAGAGCUGGAGGAUUUAGAGCAAGAAGAAUUGGAUGAAAAGAUGCUUGAUAUCCCCAAUAAUGGCUUGACUCUUCCCGAUGCACCUGUUAUUGACCCGAGAACAACUGCGAAAGAUUUGGCAGCCCUGAAGAAGUGGCAGGAACAGGCGAUUGCUGAAUGA
Oikopleura dioica is the source of this 585-nucleotide messenger RNA. NCBI's taxonomy places the organism in Eukaryota, Metazoa, Chordata, Appendicularia, Copelata, Oikopleuridae. The record is from the annotation of a GenBank genome assembly.